This is a messenger RNA of Lingula anatina, 7583 nucleotides long. RefSeq names its product filamin-A. Gene Ontology annotation, biological process: actin cytoskeleton organization. The record is from RefSeq and is a predicted model, not a curated record. Gene Ontology annotation, molecular function: actin filament binding. Lineage: Eukaryota; Metazoa; Brachiopoda; Lingulata; Lingulida; Lingulidae.
AUGGUUGCUCGGCAACCAGAACCUCACAUUCAGACUGAUGUGGGCCAGACAAAAGUCAUCAAUGUUGCCAGUUGUCUUCCAGCUGACUGCACUGACGCCGGCACAGGAACCUACCGCUGUGAGAUAUAUCACAACAACAAACUAGUGCCAGUGACGUUAAGUGAGGAACGCAAUAAGGUCCACAAGGUUCACUUUACACCAGAGGGAGCUGGCCUCUACAAGAUAAGCUGCUACUUCAACGAAAAUGAAGUGAAAGGUUCUCCAUACACGCUAGAGAUAGUGGACACCAAUGCUGUGAUGACCACAGGAGACGGACUGAAGACAGCAGCAGUCAAUCACACGGCUAAGUUCACAGUGACCACCCAUGCUGCGGGUGGUGGUGAGCCCACAGUGACCAUUACAGCGCCAAGUGGGAAGAGAAUUUCGACCAAAAUUGUGGAGACUGGCAAGAAUGUCUUCCAGGUGGAAUACACACCCACAGAAAUAGGUGAACAUGACGUGGAAGUGGUAUUCUAUGGCAAGCAGGUGUAUUCUGGUCAGACCCAGAUCUACAAUGCUGGCAAGGUACAGGUGGCUGGAAUACAGAAACAUGCAGUCAAGGGUGUUCCUGUGGACUUUGAGAUUGAUGCCUCCAGUGCUGGCUCAGGAAACCUGGAGAUCAUAGUCAACAAUGGCGUCAUUCCGUGCAAAGUUCAUAACCUUGGUAACAGAAAGUUCCUGGCAUCUUUUCUCCCCAUAGAUCCUGUCAGUCAUGUCGUGGAGAUGAGGUUCAAUGGGGAGAGCGUACCUGGCAGUCCCUGGGUAAUGGAGGUGAUUGACGCCAGCAAGGUGCGCACUGUGGGGGAAGUGUCGCAGCUUAUCCCUGUCCACAGGAAGGCGGAGAUAGCGCUGAAUACCACUGCCUCUGGGAAGGGGGCAUUUGAUGUCAAAGUCACAGGUCCAAAUGGAGUAAUAGUGCCAUCUAAGCUGAUAGACAACCGCAAUGGGAACUAUAAAGUGGAGUAUGUCCCUAACGAAGUGGGCAGUCACCAGCUGGACAUUCUCUUUGGUGGUCAGCCCAUUGUGGGAAGUCCAUUUCUGGCCAAAGCCUAUGACCCUAGUGCAAUACGAGUGACCAAGCUGCCCGAUGGACAUAUUGGAAAAACUGUGGAAUUUGAAGUUGAUGUGACCAGGGCAGGAGAGGGUCAGUUGGAGAUCAUGGUCAACCAGGGGGCAGUCCCCAACAGCGUCCAGAUGCUGAGGAAGGGGGUGUUCAGGGUGGUGUUUGUCCCCAGGACACCAGCUGACCACGAGGUGGACAUCAAGUUCAAUGGAGAUAGGGUCCCCAGCUGCCCUAUGAUCUCCAAGGUGAGAGAUGCCAGUCACAUAGCACUGUCUGGGUUCCACAAUGCAGUGUCUGUGAGGAAACCCGCGGGGUUUCGGAUCAAGGGAGCACAGUACCACAAUGACCUCAAAGUGUUCAUCACUUGGCCAGAUGGACGUGAUGUCCCAGUACAUGUAGUGGACAGUGGGGAUUCCACAUACAGAGUGGACUGGACCGCCUCAUUGGUUGGUGAUUACCAGGUCAAUGUCCUGUACUCAGGCACUCACAUCCCUGGCAGUCCUUUCCUCACCAGAGCCUGUGACCCCAGCAAGGUGCAGGUAUCGAAUGUUGGACCAGGGAGAGUGGGAAAACCUACCACUUUCAACAUUGAUGCUAGCAGAGCUGGAGCAGGAAAUCUGGAAAUUAUCGUCUCUGCACGCAACGAAAAUGUUCCCAAUUUUGUGCAGCAGGAAGGAGGACAGGCACGCUUCAACGUCUCGUUCACCCCACAGGUGUCAGACACACACGUGGUCAGCAUGAAGUUCAAUGGAGACCCAGUGCCAGGCAGUCCAUUCCACUGUGCCAUAGUGGACGGCAGCAAGUGUUCAGUGAGUGGGGAUGGACUGUCCCGAGUACCGGUCAAUAAGAUGACCUGGUUUGUAGUGGACCCCCACGGGACAGACGCUGACUGCAUUGUGGAGAUCACUGCUCCUAGUGGCAGAGUUGUCCCUGCUCGUGUCACUGGCAGCCCCAACACAGGAUUUAGAAUAGAAUUCACCCCGACUGAAGUUGGUCGCCACCAGACCAAGAUCUUCUAUGCAGACACCGAGGUGAAAGGCAGCCCUUUCUUCUGUGAUGCCUAUGAUGCCGGCAAGGUAAUACUGGAACAAGUCAGGAACGGGCUGAUAGACACACCAGUACAUAUGGAAGUGGAUGCGUCCCAGGCAGGUGAGGGAUCCCUAGAGGCAGAUGUCAGGUCCAGAAAUGUACAGGUUCCCAGUGAGAUCAAGCCAAAGGGCAACGGGAUGUAUGACCUCUCUUUUGUGCCACGCGAUAUGAACACACAUGUUGUCAACCUGUUCUUUAACGAGGAACAUGCCAGAAACUCACCGUGGAUGGUGGACAUCAUAGACGCCAGUCAUGUGACAGCUAGUGGUGAUGGCCUGAGACUGGCCCCGGUCCAGCAUGUGGCCUGGUUUGAAGUGGACACACACGGGCCAGCAGAGGCACCCAUUGGGGUCAAAAUUACAGCGCCAUCUGGUGCCACAGUGCCCUGCAGAGUCACCCCCAAACCUGGCACUGUCAACCAGUUCAUUGGAGAAUACACCCCAAUAGAGCCUGGGAGACACCUGGUGGAGAUUAAAUAUGGCACUGCCUCUAUUGUUGGGAGCCCGUUUGCUUGCGAGGCAUACGAUGCCAGUAGAGUGCGUGUCACAGAUACAGAUUACAGCGGCAGGGUUAACCAGCAGCUGGGAUUUACUGUUGACUCCUCUCUGGCCGGUCAGGGCACAAUAGAUGCACAAGUGACAGCACCUAGUGGCCGUUUAGUUCGCCUAAAUCGUGAGAGGCUGUCCAACACCCUGCAUCGUUUCACAUACAUGCCAGAGGAGCCAGGCGACCAUCAAGUUGAAGUUACCUUUAAUUAUGAGAAAAUACCAGGCUGUCCCUUCAAAGUCUUCACCCAGGAAGUCGUACCACGCACGGAGGUUGACAUGUUGAGAACGAGCCUACCUCGGGAGAGCAGUAUGCGUGACAUGCGUGAUGGUGGCAUGCGCGAGACAACAACAAGAAGGACGUCUUACUUCAUGAUCCAGCCCCAGGGCACACAGUACAACCUGAGGGAUAUGACAUGUAUUGUACAAGCUCCCAAUGGAAACCAGGUCCCAGCCAAGAUUGUCCAGACUCCAGAGGGAGACUUCAGAGCGGAGUAUUCCUCUCCAUACACAGGUCGUCACAUAGUGGAGAUAUUCUUCUGUGGUCAACCCAUCAAGGGCAGUCCAUUCUAUGUGGACAUCUAUGACCCAGACAGAGUGAGGGUGGAAAGGCUGGAGGAGGAGGCAUUUGUGCAGAAAGAGACAGGAAUAAACAUCAAGUGGGAGGAUGCUGGUAAGGCAGAAGUGACCAUCAAGUUGAUAGGACCCAGUGGUCAGAACAUCCCAUUCACCACCCACAACACACCAGAGGGCACUAAGGUCAACUACGUCCCCACUGAGUUUGGCACCUACCGGAUCCACGUCUUCUAUGGGGGACAGGAGAUCUCAGGAUCACCUUUCAUACAAGAAGUUCGCGAGCAGCCCCUGUAUGCCACAGUGCAACGCCAAACUAUAGAAACACAGAGGUCAGGUUCUCCCUACACACAAGAUGUCCGCAGCAUCGCCCAUAUCAGCGCGUAUGGUGACGGACUAUACAAGGGCGAGGAGGACCAACCCGCGACGUUCAUGGUGGACUCCAAGGGCAUGAAGGGAGACCUGUUCGUGCAGGUAGAUGGUCCCAACUCCAUUGCCAAGUGUAACAUCGACCCAGAGAGAGACGGGCUGUAUGCUGUCACCUAUGUUCCUGUAGAGGUGGGCAUGUAUAACAUUCAAGUGAAGUGGAACGGGAUGGAGAUACCAGGGAGUCCGUUCCACCCACGUAUAGUGGAUGCCCGCAAGGUGAAGGUCCUGGGUGGCUGGCAGAGUUUCCUCGACUCCAACAACCAAGUGCGUCUGUCAGUGGGAGAAGCCAAGAGGGUAGCUUUUGACUGCUCUGAGGCUGGGCCAGGGAAACUAAAGGCUGAAGUUAUAGGACCUGCUGGCCGUCUUCCAGUAGAGAUAGAAAACACCAGUGACUUCACCAAGACAGUCAUCUUCACACCCACAGUAGAGGGUGAAUACAAGAUCUCCCUGUGGUGGUCUGAGGUGGCACUGCCCAAGUCACCAUACAAAGGUCUGGCCGCUGGACACAGGCUGCCCGUUGACCACACCAAAGUGACCAUGACUGGACGGGGGCUGAAGGAGGCCAAAGUGGGACACGAGGCCGAGUUUGUCAUUGAUGGCUCACAGGCUGGGGCAGGCACACCUGAGGUCUCCAUGACAGGAGUGAAGGAAGAUAUUCAUGUGAAAGUAAAGAGUCUUGGAGGAGACAAGUAUAGAUGUACUUACACAGCACAGAGUGCAGGUGCGUACCUGCUGAACAUCCAGUGGUCCCACAGACAGGUGAAAGGUGCUCCGUUCAAGGUCAAUGUCAGCGCCGGCGGUGAUGCCAGUAAAGUGGUGGCCAGUGGUGAGGGGUUGAGGACGGGCAUUAUGAGCAAAGAAAUCAAGUCUAUCAUAGACACUAGGAGGGCAGGACCAGGUGAGCUAACAGCACACUGUAUGGGGCCUUCCAGAGCAGCCCAUGUGGAGCUGUUUGACCACCGAGAUGGCACCUUUUCCAUGUCUGUGAAACCACAGGAGGCUGGCAAACACAUCCUCACUGUCAAAUAUGGCGGAGAACACAUUCAAGGCAGUCCUUAUGUCCUGCGUGUCUCGGGAGCACCAGACGCCAGCAAGGUGAGGGUCAGUGGGCCAGGUGUGUCCCAUGGUAUUCUGGCCAGGUACCAGAGCAGGUUCUUAGUGGACACCAAGGGGGCAGGAGCUGGACAACUGACCGUCAGGAUUAGAGGGCCAAAGGGCGCUUUCCGUGUAGAAAUGCAGCGAGAGAGUCAGAAAGACCGCACUAUUCUCUGUCGCUAUGACCCCACGGAGGUCGGUGACUACAUCAUCCAUGUCAAGUGGUCGGGAGAACACGUUCCAGGGAGUCCCUUCCAGGUGCGCAUCUGCGACACAGAGGAAGAGUACGAGAGGUACAUGCAUGAGCUGCGUACAGGGGUAGCACUGCAGGGACGACCUGGGAGCGGCGGAUACAGCACACUGCCAAGUAGCCAUGGUUACGGCACCAUGCACAGCAAUGGCGGAUACUGGAAUGGCCACCCAGACGCGACAUACGCUACUUAUGACUUCAGAUCUUAACUUAAGAAGUUAUGUACUUUAGACUCUCUCACAAUCACACACACACAAGCACACAAACAAAGCUACAGUUAAUUGUCAUUACUGCAACCUCUUUCUUGAAUGCAAGAACUGAGGAUUAUUUUUUGUACACAUAAUAUAUACAUUGUUUAGCCUUAAAUUUAAUUUUAUCUAACUUAUUAGUAUAGUUAAUGAUUAUCAUGUAUGUGAUAUUAAUAGACAUAUUUAAAAGUUAAAAUGUUUCUGCUGAAGACAGCAACAGGUUUAUGAAUGAAUGACACCAUUGGAAAAUAGUGAAAGUCAAAACGUAAAAGCACAGCUCACAAAUUCUGUUUGUAAUUGUUGACAUGUUUCCAUUUUGUGUAGUUUUGUUUGCAGUAAGGGAUUUGUGCAACAAAAAUCUUUCUCAAAAUCUCUGGGAUAAAUAAGCAGGGCCAAAUAGAAAAAAUACCAAUUAAAAUUUGAAUCAUUAUUGCAGAUACGCCAAAGUUAGCUUGAUCAUGCUCUGUUAUUUUACUUCAGAAUCUGUGCAAUUAGUUUAUGAACACAACUGAAGUGUUUUGGUAUGAGUGUUAGGGUUAAGAUAUUGGCACAUUUUAUUUCAACACCAUUAUUUUAGUAAAUCAUAAUUCCAUAAUGCAUUUUGGGCGUCAAGUUGGCUCUGUUUUGGUGAAAAUAUAUAUAUCCAUGCAUAUCUCAUUGCAUUAUGGGGUUUAUUAAGUUUACAUUCAAACGAUAUCUUUUUAUAUUUAUACAGUUUCUGUUCAUUUAUUUUAUUGUUACUACUCACUUUCAUAAUCACUGAGCAUCAUUUUCAUACGUGUGUUAUAUUGAUUAACUGCGAGGCACAUGAGGCAUAACCAAGCUUAUUACAAUUUUCAUAUGCAGUGUAUUAUAGUUAACUAAAAAGUCAACAGUUAUUGUAAGGAUAUUGUCCUAAAGAAGAGCUUUGUGUCUGUAGCUUACUGUAGUAGGCCUGGGGUGUAAGUAUUGCACAUUUUUAUUUAACGGGUCCUUCAAACAUUGAGCAAUUUUGUCAGAUAAAGCAGUUUUGUUAGAACUGGUUGAAGGUAUUGGAAAGCACUGGGCAAAGAUGUAGUUUGAUUUACUUUUAUAUACCAAGAAAUUAUUGAGAAUAGUCAUAAUUUCUAAACAGCAGAAAAAAUGAUGAGAAAAGCACUCCAAAAUGCCAAAUUAUGUACCUAUGUCUAUAUUUAUGUGUAUUAUUCAGUGUGCGCAUCAUGAGAACCAACUUGUCAAAGGCUUACAAUGAGUACAUGUUAUUUUAUCCUGCAUCAUGUGCUGUAAAGGGCCAUAGGGACAGCUAGAAGAUUUGCACUUUAGUGACAUUCUGUGAAAACAGAAAGGACACAACAGCGCAAACUGUUAGCAAUGGAAGUCUAUAGUUUAAUGGUAGAGCUGACUGGCUGUUGUAUAUGCUCUGUAACUCAGACUAACAAAAAAGAAUUAUGAUAUGGUUUAUACUGGACUUUGUAUUGUAUUCUGUUAAUGGUGACAAAUGCUGUGUGUUACUAUGCUUGUAACAAAGAUCUGUGAAAUCAGAAAAUUAUUUGCUCCACUUUGACGAUAUUUUAGUUACGGUGUUUACAGACUGUUUAUUUAAAAGGGUGUAAAAUGAUGGAGAAAGAAUUCAUGAACUAUUGUGUGGCACAAGAACUGCACUAAUCACUUAUUUUUUCUCUUAGCUGAAAGCUUUAAUGUACACUUUAAGAUAAUACUAUUUAGAUCAAAAGCAGUACAACCAAAAAAUGACAUUAUUGUAUUUGUACUCAUCAGCUUCUUUCUAACAUAGUAAUUAUCAUAUAAUGCUAUUCGUAAGAUAUGUAUACUGUUGAUAUUGAUGGUAGGCAGGUACAGGUACAUAUAUUACACACACAUUACAUUAAAUUGCUUUUAAUAUUGUGAAUCGUGUGCUCAUCUUUGCUUAUUGCACAUAUGCUGUAUACGUGUAAAAUGUAUAAUUCAUCAUUUAAUGGAAAUCUACUGACCCAGCGUUUAUUCUUAUAUUAUAAUUUAGGAUAAAAAUUGUUAGCUAAUAACGGUGACGAGUGUCGGCUCUUACCGCCUUGUCUGCUGCUUCCCUCCCAGCUGCAGUUGAAGUCUAAUUCUAAACUAGCUGGAUGUUGAGUUUCGAUAAUUGUCCUGUAUGGGAGGGAAGUAGCAGGUGUUAUUACCACAUACUGUUAGAUAACAAUUCUCUAUCCACAACUACUCAUAAAUAACAGCCUGUGUACUCUGCUCAUCUGCUUUUGCAAUAAAUUCAUAUUGUUACA